AUGUCCGCACGUCUUGCCCGACGGCCAGUCCUCCAGUGCCUGCGCGCCCCGACACGCUCGCGCCCCGCCUCGCACCAAUCCCGCAAUGACACGGACGCCAUCCUCCGACAGGCACACGGUCGGCCUCUGCCCGGGCGAGGGCUGCGACCCGAGCUCGACACCGUCUCGACACACCGCGCGAAUGCCCUGGAAAUCGCCCGUCUCAAGAAGCGGCGCAACUGGCUCGCCCUCGGCGCAGCCCUCUCCAUGAUCGCCCCCAUCUUCCUGGUGCGGCUGUGGGACAUGCCGGACCUCGAGCCCGACGCCCACGACGCCGCCGCCGCCCACGACACCGACAAGAGCAGAGGCAUCAUCGACAUGGUGCUCGGCCCGCCCACCAAGACGGACAGCCCGCGCAAAGCCGCCGACGAGUUCCAGGGCAAAAAGGUCGUCGUCGCAGCCGGCGACAAGCUCAUCGCCGCCCCGCCCGACGCCGAGAACCCCCAGGCCACCGACGCCGACGCCAUCGAGCUCGUCGAGACGGGCACCUCGUACGUCCCCUACUUCCCGCGCACCAUCACGCUGCCGCACGUCUCCCCGGACGGCCGCGCCAGCGAGGCGGCCUACCAGCUGCUCGGCCUCGGCAUCCGCAAGGUCUCCUUCCUGCGCGUGCAGGUCUACGUCGUGGGCCUGUACGUCAAGACGGCCGACCUGUCGGCGCUGCAGAACCACCUGAUCAACACGGUCAACCCCUCGGCCUCGGCCCUCAUCCCCGGCGAGAAGGAGGCCCUGCGCGCCGCCCUCGUGCACCCCGAGCGCAGCACCCUCAUCUGGGACGCCAUCCUGGCCCGCGACGGCCCGGGCGCAGUCGACAUGGCGCUCCGCGUCGUCCCGUGCCGCGGCACCGACUUCAAGCACCUCCAGGACGGGUGGAUGCGGGGCAUCGCCUCGCGCACCGACGAGGUCGCGCAGCGGCACGCGCAGAUGCGGCGCCAGCAGGCCGCGGAGAGCGGAGCCGUCGCGCUCCCCGCGCCCGUCGCCGAGUCCGAGUUUGCCGACGAGAGCUUCGGGCGCGCGAUGAAGGACUUCAAGGCCGUGUUUGCCGCAAAGGGAAAGGCGCCCAAGGGCUCCGUUAUCCUCCUCACGCGCGACAAAUCCGGCACCCUGCGCGCUCUGUACCAGCCUGUGCUGCAGACCGGGGGUGGGGAGAAGAUGGGCGCCCCUGCGCUCCUGGGCGAGGUCGCGGAUCCGCGUGUCGGUCGCUUGGUGUGGCUUCUGUAUCUCGGCGGGCAGAAUGUGAGUUCCGAGGAUGCGCGCAGGAGUAUUGUCGACGGUUGUAUUGCCAUCACCGAGCGGCCUGUUGGCACUGUGGAGAACAUGGUGCUGUGA
This is a messenger RNA of Didymella exigua CBS 183.55, 1368 nucleotides long. RefSeq lists its product as uncharacterized. Gene Ontology annotation, molecular function: intramolecular lyase activity. Lineage: Eukaryota; Fungi; Ascomycota; Dothideomycetes; Pleosporales; Didymellaceae. The record is from RefSeq and is a predicted model, not a curated record. The transcript has a single exon. Bases 1 to 1368 code for a protein of 455 amino acids.